AUGAAUAGCGCACCCCAGCCAGUAGAUUUCCCUUUCCCCGCGCAGCCCCCUGAAGCUGUUGGCGGAGCGGAAAACUACCCCGCGCAACCUUUCGCGCAGCCUUUUGCGGAUCCUUUGGCGCAGCCGCAGAUGGCGGAGAGGGAGGCGGAGCCCUCCGCCGACCGAGACUCCGCGGGCGCAGUUUCCGCUCCCGCCGCCACUGCCCCGCAGCCCCACCACCCUCUCCAGCAACCACCGGCGCAAGGCGCCGCGCUGCAAUCCUCCACGCUGCCGCACGACGCGCAAGCCGCGCAGGUGGGCGGCGGCGGCUCCCGCGAGGGCUCCCGCGAGCGGGAGGCGGAAGGCGAGGCGCUGUCGGUGCGGUUCAACCAGGACUUCACGUGCUUCGCGUGCGGGACGCGCGGCGGCUUCCGCGUGUUCUGCUGCGACCCACUGUGGGAGACGAUUCGGCGCGACUUCGACGGGCGCGGCGUGGGCAUGGUGGAGAUGCUGUUUCGCUGCAACUUCCUCGCGUUCGUAGGCGGCGGUCCCAACCCGUGCUACCCGCCUAACAAGGCCAUGAUCUGGGACGACUCUCACAGCCGGUGCAUCGGGGAGCUCACCUUCCGCAGCGAAGUGAGGGGCGUGCGGCUGAGGAGGGACCGCAUCGUGGUGGUGCUGGAGCAUAAGGUCUACGUCUAUAACUUUGCAGAUCUGAAGCUGCUGCACCAGGUGGAGACGCUGUCCAACCCCAGAGGGCUGUGCGAGGUGUCCCAGUCGCCCAACAGUUUCGUUAUGGCGUGCCCUGGCAAGCACCGGCAGCAGAUCCGCAUUGAGCUAUUCGACCAGCGCCGCACACACUUCAUAGCGGCGCACGACUCGGAGCCCGCCUGCAUCGCUCUCUCGCUGGACGGGCAGCGCCUUGCCACGGCGAGCAGCAAGGGGACGCUCAUCCGCGUGUUCAACACGGCUGAUGGGAGCAAGCUGCACGAGUUGCGCCGGGGAGUGGAGAGAGCAGACAUCUACAGCCUCGUCUUCUCCCCCAAGGCGCCCUUCCUAGUAGCAGCAAGUGACAGAGGCACCAUUCACGUGUUCUCACUCCGCCACUCCCAAGGGCAGGCGCAGGGGCAGGAGGAUGGGGUGGGGGGCGGAGAGGGGAAGGCAGGGGCGACGGGGAGUGGUGGGGGAGCGGUGUCGGCACUGUCAUCAUUCGGAUUGAUGAAAGGCGUCCUCCCCAAGUACUUCAGUGACGAGCGCUCGCUAGCCUUCUACCGGGUGGGAGUGCACACGCGCAUGCUCGCUGCCUUUGGUGCCGAGGCCAACACCGUCAUCGUCGUUGGCAGCACUGGCGCGUUCUACAAGCUUCAAUUUGACCCGCAAACAGGUGGUGAGAUGAGGCUGCUGGAGGCAGCAAACUUCCUUGCGACAGAAGACGAGCAGAUCUGA
Molecule: messenger RNA, 1425 nt
Organism: Closterium sp. NIES-65
Lineage: Eukaryota; Viridiplantae; Streptophyta; Zygnematophyceae; Desmidiales; Closteriaceae
Source: the annotation of a GenBank genome assembly